AGGUUAUAGUGAAAAGGUUGAGUCUGUCGUCUAUAGAGAGUGUUAUGUGUUAUGUAUUAUACAAGGGAUACAUAUGUUUGACGAUUGAUCCAGGAGACAGUGCUCAAGUGAUUGAAGUUUGUAUACAUAAUGUGACAUAGUAUACACAGUUUCCUCAUGCAUGUUAUAUAUGGAUGCCCUUUGAAGGUUGUGUGGAGUUUUGUUGGUUUUUGAUACGGAAAGCUUUUGUUUGAUGCUCGAUGUAAGCUGAUGAAUGUGACACAUUUGUUUGUUAUGGGACAGUCACCAGUGUGAUAAAAUGUCACGGCGUUUGCGAGAUUAUGUCGUGUUGGUCACCGGAAGUUCUGGGUUUCUGGGACAGCAUCUGGUGGGAUUGUUGCAAACUCACGCAGAACACGUGACUGAAAUAAGGGUUCUGGAUACACAGCCGUACGUCAAUAAAACAGAGUUCAGAGCGAAAAAGCCAGUGCGGCAUUUUGUUGGAAGUAUCAUUGACCUUGACCUUAUGAAAGAGGCAUGCAGGGGCGUAGAUUGUGUGUUCCACCUUGCUAGUAUAAUCGAUAUCUCUUUAUUUGCCGACAUGGAGAGGAGCUAUCAAAUAAAUGUCGAAGGUACGAAAACAGUCAUAGAAGCGUGUAAAACAACAGGGGUAAAACGUUUAAUAUACUGUAGUUCGGCGGGAGUGAUACUGGGGUAUGACGACAUUAUAGACGGUCGGGAAGAUGGUUUAGAGUAUCCCAGGGAGCACCUGUUUCCUGUCUAUGGAAAAACUAAGCAACAAGCCGAGGAACUUGUGAUACAAGCAAAUGGUAGUACAUUACAGACCGCGUCAAUCCGACCCGCUGCGAUAUACGGCGACCUGGACUGGAAAAGUCUUGGUACUUUGUACGGCAAUAGAUUUACCAAAGCUACUGGAUACUAUGUAUAUGUCGACUUUUCCUUUAAACACACCGACUGGGUCUAUGUGGGAAACGUUGCAUGGGCUUUUAUACAGGCAGAUAUGACGCUUCGUGAAAACAAACACCCGGAAGCUGCUGGUCAAUGCUACUUUAUUACAGAUGAUACGCCUAAAAUGGAAGGACAAGGUGCCAUGUUUACAAUGGUUAAGGACAGUGGUCUGAAACCAUUUCCUCUCUCGCCACCAAUGUGGCUACAAAUGGUAUUAAUGCGUGUAUUCAUUUUUGUGCUUACAUUUAUUUCAUUAUUUUGGACGGUGAAUUUCUCGCUAGGUAAAUGGAUAUGUUAUAUGAGGGGAAUGACAUGGUUGUUGGACAGACAGAAAGCCACUCAUCUGUUAGGGUAUGAGCCAUUAUUUGGACCAGAUGAGGUGAAACAACGAGUGGUGAAAUAUAUCAGAUCUAUUUCAAACUAGUGAUUUUCAUAAAAGUAUAGAUAGAGAUAGUAAUUAUGUACAUAUUUUAGUAUAUUUUAUAUUUAGUCUUUUCAUGAAAUAUAGUUGCACGUGUAAAUUAC
Mercenaria mercenaria is the source of this 1473-nucleotide messenger RNA. Its product is annotated as 3 beta-hydroxysteroid dehydrogenase/Delta 5-->4-isomerase type 1-like. The transcript is spliced from 6 exons. Bases 299 to 1372 code for a protein of 357 amino acids. Gene Ontology annotation, biological process: steroid biosynthetic process. The record is from RefSeq and is a predicted model, not a curated record. Lineage: Eukaryota; Metazoa; Mollusca; Bivalvia; Venerida; Veneridae. Gene Ontology annotation, molecular function: 3-beta-hydroxy-Delta5-steroid dehydrogenase (NAD+) activity.